AUGUCACCAGACGAAAUGGUUGGUAUUUUUUGUUUAAUUGGUGGAGCUGCAUUAUGUGUAUUUGGAAGUAAAUAUCAAGAGUGUACCCUUAGUUUCUUUGGAUCUGGAGUUGGUGCAUAUUUAUUUUAUUUGGUUGGAAGUAAGAUAGAGUUUGGAUUUACGACACAAAUUAUAUUAUCAAUUCUUGUAUCAUUAAUUUUCUCAUUUAUCUGUAUGAAAUUGAAGAGAUUAUCUGUAUUGUUAAUUGCAAUUAUUCAUUCUCUAUGUAUAUCCAAUUUAAUGGCACCAGGAUUAGGAGAACAUUGGAGUCAAUUUGUAAUGUAUGCCUGUUUAAUCAUAUUGCCAUCAUUGUUCUUGUACGUUCCAGACAUUGGUAUUGUUGUGUCAAGUUCAUUCUUUGGUUCAUGGAUCUUUGUGGCUGGCAUUGAGCAAUUCAUUGGCACCGGUUUCCCAAAUCCAAUGGUCGUACUAUUCAAUAGAGAUUGGGAUAGACUUGUUGUCAUCGAAGAAAGUGCAUUCUUAGAGUGUCUAUUGGUUUGUUCAAUUAUGCUUACUUCAUUAUUAAUCCAAAUCAAGACUUUGGUACCAUCCUCUAAUGAAGUUCAAAUGUUGGAUAUCGUUUCUUUAAUUCAAGAGAAAGUAAUUGAAAAAGUUGUCACUGAUAAAACCAUUACUCCAUUUGACCUCGAAACCGAUUUACGUGAAGUUUUAGUCGAUGAUGAAGUAGUUUCCAAAGUUCACAACUUAAUCUUUGGUGUGGGUCUUCCAGUUAUCAAAUCAGUUGAGCUAAUAGCUGGCGAUGAUGACAAUAAUGAUAUGGUCACUCCAAAUGGUGAUGAUAUUUUACCACCAACUUCUGACAUUAAAACCUAUUAUUUUGAAAAAUUAAUUGGUAAAUCAGAAUCUUCAAAACCAUUAAUUAUAAAUUAA
This is a messenger RNA of Dictyostelium discoideum AX4, 930 nucleotides long. RefSeq lists its product as hypothetical. Lineage: Eukaryota; Evosea; Eumycetozoa; Dictyosteliales; Dictyosteliaceae. The transcript has a single exon. Bases 1 to 930 code for a protein of 309 amino acids. Gene Ontology annotation, cellular component: membrane. The record is from RefSeq and is a predicted model, not a curated record.